This is a messenger RNA of Python bivittatus (Burmese python), 14128 nucleotides long. The record is from RefSeq and is a predicted model, not a curated record. Lineage: Eukaryota; Metazoa; Chordata; Lepidosauria; Squamata; Pythonidae.
CAGGGAGUUUGAAGAUGCAGAAAAUACCCAAUUCCAUCUAGAUAUGUGGGAUUUUGAUGAUGUUGAAACUGUACGGCACAAACUGGGAGAACUGAGUGACCUCCAUGGCCUGAAGAGGAUUAUUAAGGAAGCUCGGAAAAAUAAAGGACAGGAUGAUUUCCUGGGGAAUGUGGUCAUUCGUCUGCAGGACCUGCAUUGUCGGGAUGAUCGCUGGUACAGGCUGGAACCUCGCACUGACACUUAUCCCAACCGAGGGCAUUGCCAUCUGCAGUUUCUUUUGGUACAUAAGAAGAGAGCUACCUUAGCCAGCAAGACACAGCCAAGUUACACAGUUCAUCGCCAACUUCUUCAGCAGAUUGUUUCAUAUGAGAUUCUUCAGUACCAGGCUGGCAGCACUUCCUGGGAUGGAGAGUUAAGCAAAGAUGCCAGUACAAUCCUAUAUCUACAUGCUACUCAGAAAGACAUUUCGGAUUUCCACCAAGACAUGGCGCACUGGUUGGCUUACAGUAAGCUGUACCAGAUCCUGGAGUUCAACAGCAACUGCCUGCUCCAUCAGAUCACCAGCAUAGAAUAUCAGUGGAUUCAAGGCCGAUUACGAUCUGAGCAGACAGUUGAGCUGGCGGACUCUUUCCGGUCCUUGCUGAACUAUGGGAUUUCUCUUCUUCAAAGGUACAGGAUCGUCUUCCCACUCUCCUCACCCAAAUCUACCCAGAGGCUGCAGUCACUGCUCAGGGUUUUAGUUCAGAUGUGUAAAAUGAAAGCCUUCAAAGAACUUUGUACUCUGACUCCUGAUCUUGAAGAAAUGGUCACAGAGGCACUUAAGGCUGGAACAGCAGAGUGGUUUCACAUGAAGAAGCAACACUUGAAGCCGAUGGUAAAGACUACGGAGGAAUGUGGCAAAGCUCUGGUCUGUCUUCUUCUGGAGGUGAAUACAGAUCUCCAACAGUGUCACAAAACCUGGAACAAAUAUUUCAUCAGCACCAUGAGAGUAGAUCUCUUCUCAAUUGCAUAUCUUGAAAUGCAGGAAAUGGUUUCUUGUUAUGUCAAGGAGCAGCUGAGCAAGAUUGACAGUGGCAUGUCCCAGUUGACAGCAGAGAGCCUUUUCCAGCUUUAUCUCAGCAUGAAGGAAUUCUAUCACAUGAAGGAUUUUGUGUGCAGCAGAGAAGCCCCUCUCGCACUGACAGGUUUCCACCUAUGGUUUAAGGAAGCCAUCCCCUUGUGGCUUCAGAAGACAUACACAAUAGCUCUAGAAAGGACCCAAAGAGCCAUCCAAGUGGACCAGUUGACACCACUGGGAGAACUGAAUAAACACAGUACGUCCACCGUUGACCUAUCCACUUGUUAUGCUCAGAUGGUGAAGACCUGGCAACAAUUGGAUUGGCCUGAUCCUGAAGAGGCCUUUAUGAUCAUGGUGAAAUUUGUUGAGGACAUGUGUAAACUUGCUCUGAUGUACUGUCGGAUGAUCAAAGAAAGGGCAGAGGAAUUGUCAUCCAAUCGAAAUGAGGCAGGACAAGCAGCAAACAGGCUCUGUGUUGUGGUGAACAACAUUGAGCAGCUCCGGAUGAUGAUCCUGAAGUUGCCCCUACAACUGGACUGGGCACGCCUGGAACGGAACACUGGACCUGUCAUUACUCCAGAGCAGAUCCAGCACACGCUGCACCACCAGCUUCAGGCUUCCAUUGCCUGCCUCAACAAUGAGAUCCGAGGAGUGAUGCAGACUCUGGCAACCAAACUGGAUGCUGGAAUUGCCCAACACAUCCAGGAAUUGUCUGUUUCCAAUGACUCCAACAAUCCAGAGGAUUGCAUCACGCCUUUAAUGAGAUUCUUGGAGUAUGAGCUUCAAUAUCUGAACGGGAACCUGGUCCAGGAGAACUUUAACAGUCUUCUGAAGCUUCUGUGGAAUCAUACCUUAGACUUGCUGAAAGAAGCUACAAAACACCAAGUUGGAAAAUUGGAGUACUAUAGGAGAUUUCAAUUUGCCCUCCAGGGCUUGGAACUCUGCUUUCACGGAGAAGGCUGUGGACUGUCGAAGGACACCCUUCACACACCAGCCUUUACAGCUCUGGAGAAAGAAUUGGACCUUUGCUCCUCCACCAGCAGAAAACUUAUUCAGAAGUAUUUCAGUGCUCGAAUCCAGCAGCAGGAAGAGGCCAGCCCUGAAAAAUAUGGGGCUGUGACCAUCAAAGCUUUUUACCGCCACUCAGAACAAAAACUGCAUGUUGAAGUACUCAAUGCUGUUAAUCUCCUUCCUAUGGACUCGAAUGGCUUAAGUGACCCCUUCAUCCAACUCACUCUGGAGCCACAGCAUGAGUUCCCUGAGAUUGCGACACGGACAACUGAGUGCAUAAAGAACAAUCUUCACCCUCUGUUUGAUGAAGACUUUGAGUUUUUGGUUCCUCCAGAAAAAUGUCGACAAGAUGGAGCAUGUCUGCUGCUUACAGUGUUUGACUAUGACACCGUGGGAGCAAAUGACCUGGAGGGAGAAGCUUUUCUCCCACUCUGCAGGGUCUUGGGAAUGAAUGAGGCUGAAGAGUCAAUCAACCCAUCCACAGUACCACAGAUCCGUUUACCUUUAACUCAUCCCGGAACUGCUGGCAAUGACAUCCUGAAGCUCCUGGGGACCCGCAAAGGAGACAAGGAAGCACAGGCCUUUGUGAAGCUACGCAGACAAAGGGCAAAGCAUUCCAAGGAGCUGGCAUGAUGCAGUCAAGCAAAAUGGGUUAAAGCACAGGUUGAACCAAGGUGCAGCGGGGGCUCUGCUGCCAUGGCAACAGUGGAUCAUACGGGGGAAGAGUAGGAAGCUGUGAGGCUCUCAUUAUUGCUCCUCAUGGCUUUGAUGCAACAAACCAGACGCUGGAAGCUCUUUGUCAGCGCAAAUUUAAGUGCUGUGGCAAGUCAAGGUGCUGGUUGUGUUUGAAUGAAAUCUGAUCUAUGUUCAUCUAAGGGGCAACAGGAAGGAGCCAUGUCUCCCCAUCCCCACCCAAUAUUUUCCUUGCCGCAGGAGUUUGAAAAGAACCAAAUGCAGACUAAGGCGGUCCCAAGCGGAUCUGCGCCCAUCAGUAUGUGAGCGAUGUACUUCUGCUGGAAAGAGCCAGGCUGCUUGAGUCGUGAAGCUUGGGAUGAGCCUCUCGUGGAACUUCUGCAGGAAAUCCUUGCUCUGUGCUCCAGAUGGCAUGGGAAAGGGGCUCCCAAAGGAACGAAAAUAAACAUUUGGGAGGAGAAAAAAAUGGAUGUGUUAUCUAUCACUGUCUUCUGCUACAGAGUCUGGGACUAACUUCUGCUUAAGCACCAUUGAUUUAAAAAGCAGUUAAACUGAGAAACUGCUGGUAACAGCUCCCAGACCUCUUUAUAUCCAGGGCACAGUUUUCAUAAUUGCAGCACAGUGAGGGCUGAAAAAUAAAUAGGAGAACCCUUGUGGUUGAAAGCAAUGGAUGUAUUAAUAAUUAUUGUACAAUCCUUUCCUCUACCAACACUACUGUUCUUGUUAUAGCUCUAAGCUGUAGUUGUCUCCUAGGGUAUCACUGAGGCCUGAAAUGACACGCAUUACAAAAGCAGAAGUUGGGUGGGUGGGAACAACAAAAUGUCUUUGCUUCUGCAGCAUGAAGGAAAAGUCAUGCUGCUGUGAACUGGAGCCUCAGGUAAAUAAAUCCAGGAGCAUGAAAGAAGACAAGCAACACAGUAUUUCAUGAAGAGUCGGCAUAUAUUUCAAAGUUCGUCAUUUCCCCCCCCUGCCAUGACCUGUGUUGCCAUGACAACAAUAUUGCAGCUUUGCGUGCUGUUCCUUCUGAGAGAGCCCAUUUUCGGUGCCCCAGUGCCCAAAGUUAAACAAGGUUUCCAUAAAAGAAGAAAAAUACUAAGCGGACUAAGGUUCUCAACGGGUUUCUCUUUCCCAUCAGAAAGAGCAAGACAAAUGAUUAAAUAAAACUAAGACAUGCUUUUUCACCACGUGAGAAAGGAAUCUAGUCCUCGGGAUUAGGGAAGAAGCUGGAAGGGGGGAGCUCAAAGCCUCAUGAUGGCUGCUUUGAAUAUGUUAAAGCCGUCAUACUUCAAAGAUGUUUCCACAGGAUUAGAAGACAGCCUUGCAUAUGUGUAGCCCUAGGUCUGGAUCCCCUAACUUAUCCUCUCCACAAGGGUGUAGACAUGGCUACUCAAUCCUGAAGCGCAUUUAAGGGUAUUUAAACAUUCCUAACCAUAAUUAAAGCACGUUUUUCACUAAUAAGAUCCAGGCGUAUUAAAAUGUAUUGCUCUAAACCACUUAUCAGUGAAGUCACAGAAAGGACUGGAGGCAGAUUUGAAAGACCUGCUGCCUAAAUCACUAUGGAUGCAACCAGAGCAGAUGUUACUACUUUUCUGGGAAUAGGCAUAGCCUAGCAGUUUUCUCCUGAUUCUGAGGCAAGCAGAAGUACGAGAGCACCGCUGGGCCUCAGGCUUCGUACCACUUAUUAGUCAACUUCUUGCUUACUAAAUCUGCUCUUGAUAAAUAAAUCUGUUUUCAAGCUAAGGUCACUGCUGCAUAUUGCCGAUGUGACUUCCAUAACUCAUAUGCUGUGUGAAAUGCUUAUCUUUAGGUGGUCACUAUCCCAAGUUUACUUUUUGUAAAUAUAACUUCUUCCUGUUAUAGUACUUAAUAUUUUUCUACCAUAAGUAAGACAGUGAUCAUAUAGACAGUAUUUCUGCAUCUUUGCCAAAUCUGUGACAUCCUUACUUAAAAGUCCAGAUAAUACAGCAUGAACAGCUCCAAAACAAAAGUGUUGUUAUACUAGGAAUUUUAUUUUUCAUUUCUUUUUAAAAUAAUAUCCACUAGGUUGCAGGCCAGUGCAUGACUAUCUUUGAUGUGCCUUUCACUGCUGCAGAUCUGUUUUCAAGCUACUUACCACUACUUACGAUGUAAGUAUAUAUGAAAAGUAAGGAUUCAACUUAUACUUAAUUUGAUUUCAUUUCAAUUCACCUGUCAUUUACCUGGUGUAGAGAAAUCCGUUUCAGGCUUCUUGGAUUUUCACCACCAUUCUGAAUAAUUUGGUGUCUUCUAAAUAAUUUAAGAAUAAAUUAAGUAGCACUGCACUCAUUAGGUUGUCAGUCAAAUAUAGAACUUAACUGACUCUGGAAAUGCUAUCAAUAUGUGUAACUAUUGUGUCAUCUUUAAUCAAUUACCAAUUCCUGAGAAAGACAUCCGUCUGCUCCAUGAAUGCUUGGUUUAUAUAGAAGCUUUUACAGGGAAAGACUUUGUCAAAAAUAUUCUGAAAAGCCAAUUAUUUGAUGUCUAUAUGGGGAAAAAAAUUCUGAUGAACAAAAACUUUUCUCAGUAGAAGAAAUGAUGCUACAUAGUAUGACUCCAUCUAUAUAUUGACCUGCUAUGGUUUUAAUUAUUAAUCCUAUCUGACUUUCAGGCUAUCAGUCUUAUCAUUUGUUCUCUCUGCAGCAAUUCCUUUUAAAAAUUAAUUCUACAAUCACCCAGUGCAGGUGAUUUUAGAAAAAACUAUUUUUGUCAGAGCAUCAGCAAUUUCAUCGUACAGAGAUUUGGAAAGGGAGAGCAUGGGAGAGAUGGAAAACUUCCUUCUCCUCCAUCCCCGCUCCCCAAAGACUCUGCCAGAGUUUUGGGAGGACAUGGAAUAAGAACUCUGUUCCUUUAAGAGUUUGGAUAUCCCAUUCUCACAUCCAUCUUGAACCAAUUAUUUUCCUUUUUUUUUAACCUCAGGUUAGAUUUCUUUUCCCCAAUCAUGUAACCUCCAGACAUGUUAGGAUUACAAUUUCCAGAAACACCUGGCAGCACAAUCAUGCUCCCGAUCAUUUGUAAUGGCACUAAAAAAGGGUUCGGGACCAAAAAGAUUGAUGUCCAGCUACUUAAGAAAUGGACCUUCAAUACUGUCCUGCUUCUUUCACCCUGAGAAUUUAAGAAUUGCAACUGCUCAAUAGGAUAUAAGCAUAGCUGUGGUGCUCUGGCCUGCUGUAGUCCUAGCUUUGAGAAUGUGAAUCCAUUACAGAAACAACUCAGUAAUUUCAUACUAAUUUUAUAGUGUCUUGUAUUUUUGCUUAUUCCCAUUUUAAUAUGACUAUCCAUCUUAUAUUUAUAAUCUCCCCAAACCCUAUUCCAUAAACUAUAUUUACUAACACAGUGAAUGUCCCAUCAUCCAAACAAUCAGCCACCAGCUAUUUUUAGCCAUGUAUGCAAUGGGACCUUAUUCAUCCAAAUAUGAACAACUUAAGUUACAUCAUGACACCACAGAAGACAAACUUGAAUCAUUACGGACAAAAGUAAAAGACAAUCUGGACAAGUGCAAAUACAAAUAUCAUUAGGAAAAGAGUAUAGCUCAGUGCAGAGUAAAUUACUGUAUUGCAUCUAACAUCAGACUCUCAAGUUAAUCAUGUUUGAUUUAUCCUGCUGAUAUCAGUAAAUCUCAGUAUGAUUAAAUUUGAUUGUUAAAUUUCCAUGAUGGAACCUUCAGUUUUAAAUCCAGAUUUUAAAAUUACUUAAGUAGGGAUUGUCCAGUUCGUAUGGAGAGACAGAUAUUGCAGUACAGUAAUCUGAUUAUUAAACAGCCCUGUCUUUGUUUUUCUUUCUCAAAAGUGAUGGGAGGAUGGAUGAGAUACCAAUUUGAAACAAAGGAAUGUGAAAAACUCCUGGCCAAUGCUGUUAGAAAGGGCAGAUUUCUUCUCUUUACAGUUGGGUGCUCAAAAGCUGUCUGAGUAAACUUCCACAGAGCUGCUCACUAUUCCCUCCUGAGACCUUCAGACUCAGUCUUCAACAGCCUGCAAUUGUCUCGCUUUCAGCCAUUACAAAGAUUCACUAGAGUCAACUAGCGCUCCCUCUAGCUGGAUCAUGGGAGUGCCAAAAUGGCUGGCCCUAUCCAUACUUCUUGUUUUCAUGGCAGGGCAAAAAAGAAAAAGUAAAGCCAACAAUGUUGCUGUCCGACCACCUUCAACCAAGACCUGUGUGAGAGCACCAGGCUGCUAGGGUGGAGCUCAAGGAGUUGGCAAUUAGUGGAGUUUCCACCAAGAGAAAACCAGCCCGCUCCCAAACCCAAAGAAGCUCCAAUGUCUCAAACAGCAAAGCAAAGGUGUUGUGAUUUGAGAUUUUAGGCAGUUGAGUGAAAGAAAAUCAGCUUGGCUACUUAGUAGAGAUACUACUGCCCUUCAGGAGCAGUACCAAAGUUCUCUAUGGCAGUGUGAGGAAAACCAAAGAAGUACUCACUCAAGAGCACCAAGGAGGAGGACUUUCUUAGAUCUAGAACUCUUUCCCCUGAGGAAUGGGAAUGUUACCAUUUUUUAAAAAAAAUAAUUUAGGGUUUGAGAAUAAGCCCAAGUCUCUUUUAAUUUUGUCUUUAUACCAUAAACAGAUUUUUAAAAAACAUCCUGAAAUCCUGUCCUGUAAUUCAUUCCCCAUUCUGUAUUAUACAGAAUGGGGAAUGAAUUAUGGAAUAUAAUAUUAACUCAUUUUGCUGUAUUUGUCUUCAAAAUUCUCUAAAGUAAUAUUAUGGUUUCCAUAGUAUCAAAAAGUAAAAGAAAGGUGAUAUGUGGGCUUCCUGGCAUACAACCCACAAAGUACCUCUUCUGGCACAAGCUCUGUGAGGAAAAAAAAAGGAUUUUUUUUUUUUGGCCAUCAUGUGAACACAUACUAUACUUUUACUUCCAUGAGGCUUGAAUAGAAAAUAUUGUUAUACUGUGAUGUGUUAUAUAUCUAUAAUAUGCAGGGAAUUCCUCAUUACUUCCCUACCUUCCAAGCAUAAAGUAAAUAUUCUCUUAAAGUCCAAGGGACACCACAUGUACAUUCUCAUACAGACAGACAUAUGCACAAACAAAAUGGCUACCUUUUUUUCUUAGCAAAAAAAUAAAAAAAUUUAUUGUCUUCUAGAAAAUCCAUCCUGCCUUUGGAAAUUGUGACAUAAGAUUGCAUUUUGUUUUAGCUCCACAUGCAAAUUCACUUUGCCAAGAAAGAGUGUCUAAAAUUAGGUUUCUGGACAGCCAAACACACAUAUAUACAGAAUACGAGAAAGAACAAUAGCUGAAAUCACAGUUCUGCAUUACAGUCUAUAAUAAUGUAAUCAAACACCACAUUGUACACACCAUCUAUUAUUAUCUUUUGGCUGACUUCUACACAGACUGGAAUGGCUCUCCCCCCACCAGCCACCUCCCCUGCCAAGGAAAAUCCAAGGAAAGAGACUGGUCAAGAAGCGCCACCAUAAAUACUGCAGUGUGUAGUUUUAAAAAAUUUAUAUUGUAUUAUUUAUGUUCUUUUGUUUAAAACAUUGGAAGCUACAAAGUGGGGAAGCCCCAUAGAGAUUUUUGAUCCAUAGUCACCAGAUUUGAGGAACACUUCACUUAUAAUACUUCUCACCAGAAACAUCUAUGUUCUCAUUGCAUUACUCCAAAGGCUGAUAUAUUGGGGGGGAGGGGGGAGGAUUAAAAAUAAUAAUGAAGAGACUCCCACACACACACACUGGUCAUAAAAGGAAGAAAUGUAUUUCCUGCAUUUAGGAAAUAGUUGCAAGGCUUCUAUGUGGAGUCUCUGUUCUGCUCUGCCUAUAAGACUGAACUGUGGUUUAGUAAGACAAGUUGACUCACCAUUAGUUUUGGGCUUGUGCAUUUCUCUUCAAAAGUUCUACUUUCAAUUUUGACUAAUUACAUUUUAAUAUUAUGUCUGAACACUAAUCUGCAGUUAACCAUAGUGAAAAAAUAAACUAGUUUCUCAAGCUAUGUUUUAAUGGUGGUUUGUUUCAAUUAACCACAAUUAACACUAAAUGCAGUUGUAGAAGUUCAAACGGCACAGCAAGCUGUGAUUGUUUCAAAUGGAUAUAAAUGAAUUCAACCUCCUUUUCAUAGUUACACUGGAGGAGGAGGAGGAGGAGGAAGAGGAGAGAGUAGGCACCUCCUGGGCUUAUUAAACCAGGGAUGGAUUGCAGUAUUGAACAUAGGCAAGGGGCCACCAUCUCCUCUACUGGAGCCCUAAAGAUGGGGAGCAAUGCUUGACUAAAAUGUGCAAUCCCUCACCUUCACAAAGCCAUUCAUCUUAAAAGGAAGGAACAUAUGUGGGAACUUAGAGGCUUCCCUAUUAAUCAGUAAUCCUAUAUACUCUUAUCGCAGGUUUACUGACAUCUCUGAAUAAUACGGAUUUUGCAAAUACAAUACUGUAUCCAUUUCCCUCAUAUUCAGAGCAAGAAGAAAGCAUCCAGUUUGGAUUAGUGAAUUGUAUUAGUAGCCGGGCCUCCAAAUCCCUAAAACCUUUGGAGAGUGGAAAUGCAUUACAUUUUUCUAGUAAGGACUUUGUUCAAAAACCAGAGUUGGGAGACGACAGGCUUUAUGCCCAAGUGUGUGUGGAAUUCCGUAAUCCAAACACAAUUCCUUGGGCAUUUCAUUAGGGAUGAUUUACUCAGGAACCCAAUUUUUGACAGGCAGAAGCUACAGAAUCUGUUGGUUUAAAAGAGAAGAACUGAGCAGAUCCUGUAACAAGUCAGCAACUGCUGGCAGGAUACAGCAGAAUUGCUCUCAAUCAUCCCAGUCAACAAAACUGCCUAUACAGAAAUUUAAUACAGAAUUAAUUCUUUAAAAAAACAGAGAAGCCAUUUUUGCUUUUCCACUUGAUAAUUAAUAAAGCAUUCACAUUUCAGGUAUUUCAUUUUCAAUAUUAAAAUUCAUAGAAAUCUAGCAUUUUUUUUUUUAAAAAGUGCUUUUUAAAAGAGUGGGAUAGAGAUACUUGUCUUUCUGAUUCCCAGGUUUAGAUAAAACCAAUCUACUGUUAUAUUCUCUUGCCCAUAUAUAAUACUGAUAUCAAUGAGGCAGGGGAUAGGGACAUAAUUGGAUAAGGGGCUGUUAGUUAUUUAUAAGAGUGGGGGAAUUUUUAAUUCUCUUGUAUUCUUUGGUCCUUCAAAAUAAGACAGACAGACUAGGUUGUGGCAUGUAUGUAAAUAGCCUUGGCUUCACACACAAUUUCUUUUUCACAUCCCACCAGCAAUUUGCCAAUGGAUGUUGGGGAUAGCAAUUGGAUAAUUAACAAUAUUGUACAGAGUUGCCACUUCUUGGAAACAGAUUUUAAAAAAGAAAAAAUCUAAAUCUAAGUGACACCAAGGAUAUUGGUGACACGCCUCCUGAAGAAUUCUGUUGAAUUUAACAAAGCUACGGGAACUCAGGAUAAACCAGAUCAUCCCACAAAGUCAACAAUUCACUAUGGACAAUCACAUAGAAAGGCAGAGGAAGCAAUAAAACACAAUGUUUACAAAAGUAAGUAUUACAAAUCAGUCACCACCAGAGCACUUGCAAAUGGCUGCAGUUCUGUAUAAACACUAUAGACCCGAUUCAAAGAUUUUAUUUCCUAUUAUUUUUAAAUUAGUUACCAAAAUAGUUUAGUACAUUUCCAGCAGAGUAUUAUUCCCCAUAAUUUAAAUGUAUGUGUAUCUGUAUGUAUUUUUUUUUAAAAAUGUUCACAUAUUUUAAACAAACAAGCUUUCCUUAAGACUGAAGCAUGUUUCCUGACCAUGGAGACCAGGAAUGCCUCAUGGCACAGACAUUCAAAGGCUAUAACCAAAAACAACACAGCUACAAGAGUCAGCCAGCAGUGUCUCUCCAUACAUAAAAAAGCCAAUUAAGUGUUUUUUUUAAAAAAAUGAAGAAAACAACAGAUACUAGUACAACAUACACAUUGAAAAAAGCAAUUUUAUCAAACAUAAAAGUUAAUUAAAAAAAAAAAACUAACCAGAGCUGCACUUUGAGAUUAUCUGGGAAUGCAUAUUAACCCCCCCAAAUAUAGAAGGGUGGAAUUAUGGAAGCAAAUCUAAUGAUGUACUUGAAUUACAUAUGGAAAAACUAUCUUGAUGGUGAAUAGCUGGAUCCCUCUUAUGAAGACAGAGUUUCCAGUGCUUUUUCAGGUUAGGGAAAAGUGGGUCAACUACUGCAAACAAAGCAAAGACUGGUGAGCAAGGGAGUGAGAUUAUAAUUCUAAAUAUUACACUUUUACAUAUUAAACAACUCCCAGUGCAAAAUGGCAGAUUAGAGUCCUUCUAGACUGGACUGUUUCUUCUCAUUGGCUGGAGGCUGUUGCGUUGUUUGAAUAAGAACAAACUGCAGUGAGAGCUCUAUCACUCAGGGACAGUAGGACAACACGUUCACUGGAUACAAGUUUUAAAACAGAAAUAUUCCAAACCAUAAAUUUCAGUGAAAGUCAGUUGGAUUCAGGCCCCAAUAUCAGUUUGUAGAACUUAACACACAUAAUCGAACUAUCACACAUAAUCAGUGAGUUAACACUCCUUUGUAAAACACUCUGGGGAGAGUGCAAAUGAAUUCUCAAAGGACGUGAUUCACUGAAGCUGCAAUCUGAGGCACAUUUACUAGGAAGCAAGUUCCAGUGAGUUCAGUAGGGCUAAAUUCUGUGUAAACAUGUUUAGGAUUAGUCUACAUGUUUCUUUUUAAACUGAUUUUAAUAAGAUCUGCUUAGAGCUUGGACAUUUAACUCAUGCUGGCCUACAAAAGCAUGAGAAAUAAAUGGUUACUCCUGCUAAACCAGCUGUUGCCUGGAACUCAAGUUACUCAAGACAGCUACUAGUUACUGUCCAUCUGUUUUAACAACGAGCCAAACUUAUGUACUCCUCUUAACUGGAUGCACUGCAUCCAGAAAGCGGAUAAUAAGAGUGGUCAUUUCAGUCCAUGACAAAAGGUUGCCAAUAUUGUCUGGUAUAUGUAGUUGUCUAGUAAGUCCAUGCCAAGGAACGUGCUUAUAGAUUCAGACAUUAUAGUCAUUUGGGGAUGAUAUACACCAUCUUCAUUGAAGUUGUCUGCUGGCAGGUACCCAGCCAAAAAGGGAAUUUGCACCAACAUUAAGUUAACCAGGGGAGUUAAUGGUGAUGCUAAACUAAGGGAAUAGGUAGGAGAUAUCUUGUGAAGAAAAGCAGAGCAGUAGGAAGGACAUGUCUGCAGGAAAACGUUUCCCAUUGGUGGUAUAAAUGCCAAAGUAGAAGUGCAGGAGAAUAAAGACCCCUCUCUUCUCCAGAAUCAUUCUUUGGAUUCUCCAAACACAAUGCAUCCUAUACAUGCUCAAAAAAUAUUCCCAUCUCCAAGAGAAUGGUCACAAGAAGGUGACUUGUGAAGCAUGGGAUUAACAUAAUUGAUCCCUAAUGCAGAUGCUCAAGGAAAGCUUAGAAAGUUCAAGGAAAUGAGAAAAUUUCCUAAUAAUAAGGAAAAGGAAUGUAUUUUGGAAGUGAAGCAAUGUGGAUUCUGAGCACAACGUUCCCUUAUCUCUCUCUUACGUGUGGUGAAAUGUGGCCUACAUGUGGUAUUCAUGAUAAAUCUAUCACAAGAAUGUAAAGUGGAUUAAGAGCUUUAAUUCCUAAACAGCUAACUAAUCUCAAGAGAGGAUAUUGUGGCAUCUUAGAUACUUUAUCAAUUUCAUCCUGCACUGUUGUAUUCACCCACACCUACGUCUAGCUAUUCAUGUUCAUUGUUAAACAUUUUGGGAACCUGCAUUCUGCUUCCAAAACAUACAACUUCUAAAUUUUUGCAAAACUGUCUUUUUUCUGUAAUUUUUUCCACCACAAUCUCUGUAUUUUUGCAGAAAUUACUAGCUUAGGGAAUCCACAUUUCAUUCAGUUUGCAACUCUAACAGAAGUCCUCAGCUAUGCUAUGUAAACCUUAUCAAAUGCUAUCUUGUAUUAAAUGUGGAUAAAGAUGGGAAAAGAAAGCACUUUAUCUUACUGACAGAUAAAAAUAGGACUUAGUUACUGGCAAGUAACUAUCUUCUCUAUGACAUUCUAUCCAUGUUUGUGUUGGUGACAACUUAUUCUAAGUUAACAAUAUGAAAUGUUGCACAGUUCAGAUAAGAUGAUUUUGUGCUACAGGUCUGGAUCUUCCCCAUUUCUGAAUGCACAAAGGGCCAUCCUUCUCUGAACUAUAGAAUAGAGAUCGCUUUUAACUACAACACUUGUAACAGCACCAUUCAUAGAAAUAUAAGAAUGAAAAAGGAGAUGUGUUGUUUUGCUUCUUCCUACUGGCAAAUACCAAGCAUUAGUUAAAUACUAAACAAGUUUGAUAACUGAGCCAAGCACAGCUCACUAUGUAUUGCAUUCUGUAGUCUGAUUUUUUUUUAACCAGAACACUCCAUUUCUGCAGGCAGGCAGAAAACCAGGAAAUUUAAUGGAUUGCAAUUGGUCUGGUGAGUUACAGACUUCUCUCAGACAGACCAAAAAGUUUAAAAGACUCCAAGUGGCUCCAUUAUCAAAGCCUGAUUCUGAAGCCCUUCUCUACUUCCAUGAUAAUGCAGACCACAAAUUUGAACUUUUCUCUUUACAAGGUCCCACUCAAAAGUGCUACUGAAGCUUCUGAAAUUCUCACUGCAGAGUAAUGCUGAUGAAAAAAUAUCUCAGCGUUGGCCUCACCUCAACAGUGUAUUUUCUAUUUUUAUUCCUUGGGUUGCUUUCACAGAAUUAAAGAAGUAUGUAAAAUGACUUUCCAAAACGGAACUUUUGGUUUUCCAAGAGACGAGUCAAGAAACUUUCACAAUACUGGAGGCCACAAGAAUGCUGAAUAAUUGAGGCUCUGAAGCAGGGACUACUGACAGGCACGGGUAUGAUUAUUAUGGCCGCACAAAGCCUGUGAAAGAAGUGCUUCAGAAGGCACACAGCAUGAAGAAAGCACCUCUCUUCCAAUUGUUAAAGCAAACUAAUCCUUUGCAAGUUUUACACAGCAGCUUUGAAAGCUAUUCCUGGAGUGAGCAUUGCAAAAGAUACAGCUCCUUUAGCAGUUCAAAGAGAGAUGCCCUUUUUGUGCAUUGCAAAAAACCUGCUUCAAAGGCUUUGCGCAGCUGCAAUGGUUGUGAUACAAAUAAAAAUACUAAAUACUAUAGGAUGAAAGAAGGAAAUAAAGACAUGAAUAGAAAAUUGAUUUCUAUCUUUUCUCUCCCCAAAAGCCCAAUCCUUAGCCUGGAAAUCACUUGCAAACUCUCUUCAUCCUCCCCUCUAAAUCUCUCUCCAGAAAAGGCUAAAAAAAGGUUAUUUCCUAAAUAAAAAAGGGAGGGAGGAGAAACAGAUUUUGCAAAUGGCCCCUUGAUCUAUAUUAAAAAACAGCUCUAAAAGUCCCUAAUGAGUUAGAAUUAAUGGGGACUGUGUGGGUGGGGAGCAGGGAUCCUUUAAAUGGGAGAUGCAAAGUAUUA